Camelus dromedarius (Arabian camel) is the source of this 939-nucleotide messenger RNA. Its product is annotated as olfactory receptor 10P1. Gene Ontology annotation, biological process: G protein-coupled receptor signaling pathway. Gene Ontology annotation, cellular component: membrane. NCBI's taxonomy places the organism in Eukaryota, Metazoa, Chordata, Mammalia, Artiodactyla, Camelidae. Gene Ontology annotation, molecular function: olfactory receptor activity; G protein-coupled receptor activity. The record is from RefSeq and is a predicted model, not a curated record.
AUGGCUAAUGCGAAUCAGACUCUGCCUGCAUUCCUCCUUCUGGGAUUCUCUGACCUCAAGGCCCUGCAGGGCCCCCUGUUCUGGGCGGUGCUUCUGGUCUACCUGGUCACCUUGCUGGGCAACUCCCUGAUCAUCCUCCUCACACAGGUCAGCCCCGUCCUGCGCUCACCCAUGUACUUCUUCCUGUGCCACCUCUCCAUGGUGGAGGUCCUCUACACCACCGACAUCGUGCCCAGGACCCUGGCUGACCUGGCCUCCCCGCACCCCCGGGCCAUCUCCUUCUGGGGCUGUGCAGCCCAGAUGUACAACUUCAUUGUCCUGGGCAUCUCAGAGUGCUGCCUGCUCACAGCCAUGGCCUAUGACCGCUACGUCGCCAUCUGCCGGCCCCUGCACUACUCCACCCUCAUGAGCCAGCAGGCCUGCGCGGCCAUGGUGGGCAUCUCCUGGCUCGUGGGCAUCAUCACGGCCACCACGCACUCUUCCCUCAUCUUCACCCUGCCUUUCCCCAGCCGGCCAACCAUCCCACACUUCCUCUGCGACAUCCUGCCAGUACUGAGGUUGGCAAGUGCUGGGAAGCACAGGAGUGAGAUCUCUGUGAUGACAGCCACCGUGGUCUUCAUCAUGGUCCCCUUCUCUCUGAUUGUCACCUCUUAUGUCUGCAUCCUGGGUGCCAUCCUGGCAAUGGGUUCCACCCAGAGCCACCGCAAGGUCUUCUCCACCUGUUCCUCCCACCUGCUCACGGUCUCCCUCUUCUUUGGAACGGCCAGCAUCACUUACAUCUGGCCCCGGGAAGGCUCCUCUGUCACCACGGACCGCAUCCUCAGCCUCUUCUGCACAAUCAUCACACCCGUGCUCAACCCCAUCAUCUACACCCUUCGCAACAAGGAGGUGACAAGGGCCCUGUGGCACAUGGUGAAGAGGCAAGUCCCCUCACCCUGA